AUGUCUUGUAGAUUAUUAUCUCUUCUAAAUGCCGCAAUUGGUGGAUUCGGGAAUAUUUCCUUCAUUCUAUCUGAGGGAAAGAGACCUAAAGUGGAUCCUUCAAAUUACAUGUUUGAUGGUUUAACAAAUCAAACAGUUUGUAAAUUACCAGGAUCUCUUAAUGGCAAACAAUUCAUUGUACAAAAUUGUAAGAAUUGUAACAUAUAUUUAUAUGAUUACACCAGCACUGUUACUGUAGAUGAUUGUAUAGACUGUAACUUUUUUAUUGGACCAAUUCAAACCAGUAUAUUUAUACGUGACUGUACGGGUUGUAAGUUUGUUGUGGCUUGUCAACAGUUUCGAUUGAGAGAUUGCCAGAAUUUAGAUGCGUUCCUGUGCUGUGCUACGCAACCUAUCAUAGAGUCGUCGUCCCGUGUAAAACUUGCGUGUUUUACCUAUUACUAUCCUGAACUUGCUGGCCAGUUUAAAGAUGCGAAAUUAAGUGUGUUCAAUAACAAUUGGAGUAAUAUUCACGAUUUUACGCAAGAUGACAACAUGAAACAUUUCACCUUAUUACCAGAGGAUUGUAAAGUCGAUGAUUUUGUGCCAUUACCGAGUACAGACGACUUUCAAUUCCUUGAGAUAAGCCUGGAUCCUAAAAAAAGUGUAGUACCAAGGUCGCUAGGUAACAGGAGGAAGACUUCAGAUGAGUCAUGUCUGAUAGUGUUUUUCUUUGAUGGGAGUUCACAAGAACGUGCCUUGAAAUUUAUCGAUGAAAUGACAAAUUCUCAUCCUGACUGUAUACUGGUUCAAACAAAAGAGCUGAAGAUGUCGCCCCCUGAUGCAUUACGAGUGUUUGGUUCAGAUGCUUACGAUGUAGUUGUCAGCCGAGGCCCAGUGAUAGGUUUGGAGUAUAAUGGCGAGAACUGUAUACAGAUAUGUCAGGAGGUUAUUAUGGGGAUCACGAAGGGAUUAACGGGACUCGUGUUCAUCAGUCAGUCACGUGAGACAGCUGACGAACAGAUUGAAAACUAUUAUAACUUUGCUGACAUGCAGAUGGCAGUUUGAUAAAGGAGAGUGAAAAGAAGAAAAAAAAUGACGAUUUUAAAGAAAAAAAGCCGAGUUGAAUAAAACCAAUACAAAGUCCCUUAUGGCGACUACAUUCUCAAAGAAUUUUGUGUGAUCGCUUCAAAAUCAAUUCAUAUUGAAACAAAUUCUUAAUGUUAUAUAGAAUUUUAUCUUAGAUAAAAAGAGGAUAGCUUUGUAAUAGGUUUUAAGUGAGCGGCAAAUAGUCAAAAUGUUGACUUGAUUUUUCUUAGGCAAACAGAUUGUUUUAUUCGCACACCUAGAAUGUAAUAGUUCCAUAUAUGUGUUGAGAGGACAUGUUUGGGUUAAUGUAUAUAAUGAUGGCAUUGUCUUUUUAUUCGAUUUUUUAAAAAUAUUUUUGUGACUUAGUUAUUGUAAGAUAGUUUAUUGUAAUUUUAUGAUGAAUUUUAUAGACAGUUCAGAUGAGGCGGACCCUUUUUUUAAAGGGAAGGGCUAAGGCAAUACUGUUAGGGUUGGUUGUUGGUUUUUUACAAAAAAGGAACUUCUAAGCACAAUGAUUUUUGGUAACAGUUAUCUGAUGAAUGAAUCUUGAAUGUGUCAAAGGUUUAAGAACAUGUUCUAAAGUCAGUCACUUAAUUUCUAAUCAAGUGAAUCCAAUCAUUUUUUUUUUAUCAGUUUGCAGUUGACCAACAGAGAAGUCUUACAGUGGGUACACAUUUCAAUUUUAUCCUCAUUGUGCAGUAAAAAGUACAUAUCUUUAAGUUAACCAAUUAGAAGGUUGCAUUCAGGUACUGGUUGUUACAUUGUGUUUAAUAUAUGACCUUUGACCCAAGGACAGAUAAUUUGACCUAGUCAUGGUAGAUUGAUCUGACAAGUAUGGUGUCUCAUUUGGACCACAUAAGCCGUGUCACGAGAAAACCAACAUAAUGGGUUUGCGACCAGCAUGGAUCCAGACCAGCCUGCGCAUCCGGGCAGUCUGAUCAGGAUCCAUGCUGUUCGUUUACCAACCCUAUAACAAGUAGUGAAACUGAUAGCGAACAGCAUGGAUUCUGAUCAGACUGCGCGGAUGUGCAGGCUGUUCUGGAUUCAUGCUGGUCGCAAACCCACUAUGUUGGUUUUCUCGUGACAUGGCUCAAUUAUAUUUCUUGAAAUAAGUCACUUAAGUACUUGAGAAAUAAUAUUGGAAAUAACAGUUAUAUUUGUUACAUAUCAAAUUUUACCCGCUAUAAAAAUGUCAUGUUGGUAGUGAGUUUUUCUCACUCAAAUCAAGCCUGGUAAAUGGCACCAUUUUAUAAAAAAAAUAAUGUAUGGCUAUUUAACUCCAAUAGUGUCCAGUAAACAAUUCUUGUUAUAUCUUGUGUUAGUUUUAGUCAUUUAAAGGAAGACUUGUGGUUGUUUCAAAUUUCAGUUUCCCAAGAACAUGUAAUAUCUAUCUGCAUAACAAUAAUAGUUUGAUGUCAUUUAAGUUUAAUAAGAACAAAAAUGUUCCAAAAAGAAUGUACCAUGUGAAAAAUAUUUAUUAUAUUCACAUAAUUUUUUGCAGUGCAUAGAAAAUUUCUAAAAAAAAAUCAUUAGUGGGUCAUAAACAAAUACCUGUAUUACUUACUAUAUUUGUUAUAUUUGAUAACACGCCCAAUCCUGGGUCUAACCAGCAUAAUAAACUAUCUACAGCAUUUGGUAAUUACAAUAGUGUAACAUGACGUAGUAACUUUGAGGGGGCGGAGUCAGAAUAAAGAAUCGGGAAGUUAAUUAUAACUUACUUCCCACAAACCUGUUUUCAACCACGAAAGAAAAAAGUCCUUCAAUUAGGAACUAAAAAGUAUAGAUAAAUAGUCUUUAAAAAUUUGAAACUUGAAACUCUUGCUCUGUCAGUACUUAAAGUACUUUGAUUUGAUUACUGAAAAUAGAACAUGUUUUUCAGACAGUAUCGUGAUCUGAUUGGUUGAAAUGUAUAAUGGUCCUAUUGAGACACCGUAGAUUAUAUAAUAUAUAUAUACAUAUCAUUUUCUCAUAUGAAUUGAGAUUUCUUUGCAUUCCUUAUUGCAUAAUGUUAUUUAUUGAAUGUUAAAAAUAUUAUUAUUCAAAUAUGUUUCUGUAUGUUAAGUAUUUGUGUUGUAAUUUUGUUGUUGUUUUUUAAUACCAAAUGUUAAUUUCAAAUAUCAUUUCUAAGUGGCGGCAUGGCUCAGUGGUUAAUAAUCCAAGGAUAAUCCAAGGAUUUGAUUGGUUAUGUAAGGAUUGCUAGCCACAUAGGUUCAAACCCUGUCAUUGGCCUAGUGGUUUACGCACCAGACAAGUUAUCAAAGGACUGCGUGUGUUCAAACCAUGUCAGGGGCAAGCUUUUGUUUCCUAGAGCAAGUAACUUCACAUUUAUUGCUUGGUACUGGUUUUCUCCAGGAAGGGAUCAAUCGUUCAUGUGGCCCUAGGCAAAAAUACUGGUUGGUUACAGGAACAUGUUGCAGAGUGAGCCUAUUAGUUUAUAGCUUCCUACACAUGCUUAAAUAAGUUCUGAAUAAACUUAAUAUUAUUUUAAACAAGGUUUUGAAGUUGUCUCAAUUGGUACUUAGAAUUUCAACAUGUGAAUAAAUUUAAAUGAUAACAGGGAGAAGGACAAAUCAAUUUACUUCAAAAUUAUCAUCAAGUUGGUAGAAUUUACUAGUAAAAAAAAAAGAUUUGUUUUAUAUUUUAAAUAGUUGUAUGCUUGAUGAAAGAAAAUGUUCAACUUUUCUUUAUAUUGAACAUGAUUAUUUAAGUUUAAUUUUAAACAAAAUCAUGAACUUAUUUCUAAAGUUCAUUACCUUAGUCCUAGACAGCUGUAACAUAGACAGAUAUAAACAGAGAAAACAAGGUGAUGGCUAAAUUAAGGCUCUUACUCUGAAUCCAUUUGUUAAGAGGCAGCCAGUAUAACCACUAGACCAGAUAGCCAUUAUUAGAAAACUUUGCAAAAAAAAAAGUCAGAAUUUAUUAAGGAAAAAAUAUUGCAUUUUUUGUUUAAAAAAGUCGUGUUACUGUAUAUUGCGUAUAUAGAUGUUUUAUUUGUGUGUUGUAGUUUCUAUCCGUCCAUAACAAUUUACAUUUCUAUGUUUUGGUCUCUCUUUAAUGUAAUAAAUAUGUUCAAAA
Molecule: messenger RNA, 4143 nt
Organism: Ruditapes philippinarum (Manila clam)
Lineage: Eukaryota; Metazoa; Mollusca; Bivalvia; Venerida; Veneridae
Product: protein XRP2-like
Biological process (GO): post-Golgi vesicle-mediated transport
Cellular component (GO): periciliary membrane compartment; cilium
Molecular function (GO): GTPase activator activity
Source: RefSeq, a predicted model, not a curated record